Chiroxiphia lanceolata (lance-tailed manakin) is the source of this 1751-nucleotide messenger RNA. It is a transcript of the gene DDT, whose product is annotated as D-dopachrome tautomerase. NCBI's taxonomy places the organism in Eukaryota, Metazoa, Chordata, Aves, Passeriformes, Pipridae. The transcript is spliced from 3 exons. Gene Ontology annotation, molecular function: phenylpyruvate tautomerase activity. The record is from RefSeq and is a predicted model, not a curated record. Bases 63 to 419 code for a protein of 118 amino acids.
GGCAGGGGCCGGGCCGGGCGGGUGCAGGCGGCGGCGUUCGGGGCCGCGGUGGGAGCAGCGCGAUGCCGUUCGUGGAGCUGGAGACCAACCUGCCGGCCGAGCGGCUGCCGCCGGGGCUGGCCCAGACUCUGUGCGCUGCCACCGCCGACAUCCUGGGCAAACCGGCCGAGCGGGUGAACGUGACGGUGCGGAGCGGGCUGCCCAUGGUGCUGUCGGGCUCGGCCGAGCCCUGCGCGCAGCUGGUCGUCUCCUCCAUCGGCGUGGUGGGCACGGCGGAGCAGAACCAGCGGCACAGCGCCCGCUUCUUCGACGUCCUGACGGCGCAGCUGGGCCUCGGCACCGAGCGGAUUGUCAUCCGCUUUUACCCACUGGAGCCCUGGCAGAUCGGCAAGAACAAGACAGUCAUGACAUUCCUGUGAUCCCCUGAGCAGCUGGUUGGAACAAAGCAAUGGUGAAGACAACCCAGACAUGACCAGCUCCAUCUGUCUACCUGUUCCCUCUUGUGAUCAAAUCUGCGUAACUCUACAUCUUCACCUGAAUGAGUCACUUUUGUCUUUGCGUCCCGUGCACACAAAGCUGAAGAGUGGGGCAAUCACCUGUACUGAUGUUACUGAGACAGUUCAAGGUCAGUGUCUCCAGCCUGUCACGUAGCACAAAGGCUCUCAUGGUGCCUGAGCCCAGCUGAGCCCUUGCCCUCUGGUGAUGGCCUUGCAUGUGCCUACACAAAGCUGUCUUGUAGCAGUAAAAGUUUAAUUCCAGAACAUUUGGCCUUACUGAGGACCAGAGUGGUUCUGAGGUUUAUCCAGAUUUUCUCAUACUUUGCAAGGCAGAAAAAUCCUUCUUUCUCUGUGGCAGCAGAAGGGUCCUAGGCUGGACAAGAUGACCUAGAAGUGAAAUUUUUCUCUUUUUCAGGCUUCCCUGAAAGCCUUUUCUGGAAAGAGAGGUGAUUAUGAGAAGUUUAGACAUUGAAGUCUCAUGUCAGACCUUGUGCUCUGUCCUCUGUCAUUGCCACCCCCAGUGGCUGCUCCUACAAAAUAUUAUUUGUCCAUAAGAUUCUCAGGGCUGAAUGUCUGUGUGCUGAUGGCAAUGUCUAGAGGAGGGAGUCGCUUCUGAAGUCCUGCACUGUGCCACAGGAAAAUAUUUUGAAAGUCCUGCUCCUGCCAGUUUAAUUUCUGUUAUUUACUCAGUUCAAAGUACUUUUCCUCACCCCACUGUGACGGGGAGUUUGGGGAUGACACAGCAUCUCACUGUGAUCUGUGGCUGGUGUUUCCAGUGGAGAAGUAUUUUGGGCUCUUAGGACCCAUAUGCUCCCUCACUUUAUAACUGGAAUUCAUGUGGUAUUUUAUUAAAACAAAAGCAGGGUACUUUUUAUGUGUGGUGUUAUCUCUGCCUUCCACUGAUACUGAAAACAUUUUUUGGUUUCCUUUCCACUUUGUGACUUGGUCAGGUUGAGGUCAGGGAGCUCAGCAGAGCUGAGAGCAUGUCCUUUGGGACAUGGGGGUCCACAGGAAUGCAAGGCAGAAGAGGGCUUCUGUGGUCCUUUGUCAUUCUGAUUGGAGUUUAUGACUCAAGACAGUUGAAAAUAUUCCUUCUAAUUACAAUUUGAAGUUGGUUGUUGGUUGUUCCCUAUGCAGCAGAAAUAACUUCUAUGUUUGCCAAAUCUGUCAGGAAUAUAAUACCAAACACAAAUUUGUGUAUCAGGCUGGGGGUCUACACCUUAUCUGGUUAAUAAACUGUAGCAAAGCCUCUUU